UACAUGACGUUCUGGAGAAGGAGAGUAGCCACAAACCGAAUAGUUUCUUUGUGAUGCAUCGGGCCCCAACUGAACACCGUGCUGGAAGCAGCGGCCCUUUUCGGCGAUGUUCUCUGCAGGCCAGAACACGAGUAGUCUUCUUGAACAAGGAGAACAGCGACCAUUGUGGAAGGCUCGACUAGAUUGCCGCUUGCGUUGCAGGUACUAGGUGGUGCUACUAUGGCGUGGGCAAGGCAAGGGUGGCCAACUGCCUUGGCUUUACUCAGCAUUUUGACGGGUUUGUCUAGAGCUGGGGCGGAUGUUGUGGAAGCUCCGCCUGUGUCAGGGCCCUUACUCGUGCUAUCUGUGCCCGAGCGUGCAAUUGCCGUUUCCGCAUCGUCCGACUGCUCCGCAACGCACAAUGGGAGUGGUGUGACGGAAAUGUUUUCGUUUCCGGAAACCUCGGGGAUCCCGCGCCGGUGCAUCCCAGGUUCAGAGUUCUACAAUGCAGGGAAUGCGCUAUGGGAGAGUAUGUAUUCCACCAAUCCGGAGCGUGCGUGGAAGACCGUAAGCGGUGACCAAAAUGCCAGUUUGAGUCUGGCUUUGUCCCAGAGCCUGUCAGUUGUGGCAGUUCAUUUCGCUCUUCAUACGCCAGUACCAGAGGCCAUUGUGAUGCGAGGCAUCAGAGAGGACGCCGAACAAUCGCAGGUCCUGCUCGUGGCCGUACGGGACAGGGACGACUGCGAGCGAGUCUUCAACGUGCCGCGCGAUGACGUGACGUCGAAUGCGUAUCCGCAGUGCUACUGGCUGAGUGGGUUACUAGAUGAGAACGAGGAUACCAUCUACCCGAUCCACAUUGACCUGCCAGUGGUGAUCAUGCCCAACAGAGCAGAUGCUGUCAAUGCAUCUUACCUUGAAUCCUUGACGUUCCAAGAAGUUGUCAUCGACAUACUAGGCAUACCCGGAAAUACCACUAACUCGACAUUUCUGGCAGUGUCUGACUUGCAACUGCGUGGCAGAUGCCAAUGCAGCGGACACGCAGCCGAAUGCUCGCCGACAACUCUAACACCACCAUUGCCGUUCGAGCCGGAAGAAGAACCGGGACCCCGGCGUGGUCGCCGAUCCACCGUCACUACGCUUGGGAACUCGACCGACUACUACGUGUGUGAGCCAUGCCUUCACCAAACUACGGGUGUGCAGUGUGACCGCUGCUCCACUGGGUUCACAGCACGCAACUUCAGCAGAGCCCAGCUCUGUAUAUCGACAAUAUUGUUAACGGGAGGUCUAAGCAAUAUCUCAAUAGUCACUCAGCUCGGGCGGGAGUUCGAGAUCCGGCCAGCCCUCAGCACCGGCAUUCCUCCCGAGAUAUCCUGGUACAAAGAUGCUGUUCCCAUCACUGCCAGUGACCGUUUUCAAAUUCUCCCCGGCGCUCUCAGGGUGAUAGAUGUAGUUCCAGUGGAUGCCGGCUACUAUGAAGGUAGAUUGGUGAAUGAUGGCGGAGUCACGGAAGUGUUCGGAGCAGUGGUCUGUAUUCAGUCUCAGCGAUUGCCCGAGAUCACCCUGCCACGGGGUAACAUGAGAGUGGUGUACGUCGGAGGCACUGUGACAUUGCAAUGCCGUGUCGUAUCGUCACCGGACACAGAUGUGACCUGGAGCACCACCUUUCUAGGACCGAUAACGUCUGAAAUGCCGGGAGUAACCAUCAACCAAACGGAUCAGUUGAUUGACAAUGGCCAGCAACGUGUAUAUCACUCAACGCUGACAAGAAGCGGAGUGCGUAUAGAGGAUUCCGGAGUGUAUCUGUGCAGGGCAUCCAUACUUCUCACGGAGUGCAUGGAAAGCGUUUUUGAAACGUCCGUGGGCAUCGACGUCUUCAUCUGCAGGAUGUCUGACCCCAUCACUAGAUGGAAUUUCUUCAAGUCGCAACCCAUUAUACUGUGGGUGGCACUCAUCGGCUGCCCGAAACCGCCUGUUGGUACCUCGGUUCAGUGGAGUUUCUCCACCACUCUCCUAGAUCCUUCUAACGUGUCGUUUAGCACGGCUGGCAGCAAUUUCAGCGCUCGCCUUCCUGACCUGCCGAUUGGCGUGUACAAUGCCACGUUCAAACUGCUGUCCGCUGAUGACACUGUGGUGCAGCAUAUCAAUAUGACAAUCACAGUAGCUGGUUCACCAGUAUUGAGACGCAUUGGUCGAGAGCGAAUUACAGCCAUAACGGGAGGUAGACCUGGGUUGAUCACGCUUGCAUUCGCAAUCGUUGAGCCAGCUCUCACUCCAUUGGAGCAGUACUACUCGGCCAUAUGGACGCACAACGGCGGCAGCUUGAUGAACGGCGGGUCCAACUACGAAGAGUUUGCAUCGGGCACUCUGCUGAUCAUCAAGCCACUGCUGCUGCACGCCGGUAUCUACACUGUCACCGUGGGUAACCGUCUUGGAGAGGAUUCACUCUCCUACACUCUGGAUGUCUAUAUUCCACCAACGUUUCUAGGAUUUCAGCAGCUAGGUGGCACAGUACUGCCGACCCUAACAGAGUCUGUCCCUCUGAACAUCACCUGCGAAGCAAUGGGAAUUCCCCUCCCGGAUCUCAUCAUCAGAACCACGGAUCAGAUUUUUCAGUUGGGUCUGAAUCGGAAUGGAAUCAUCAUAUCCCGAAUGACUGCGCAGCUCGUGACUGGGGAAUUUGGUGUUCGUCUGACUUACUACAAUCCCGAUGCAAUGGCGUUGGACCAGGAGCGGCUGUUCUGUCUGGCACAGUCUGAGGCUGGGUCGGCGAGGGCGACUAUAGUCUCACCGCUGAGAGUUCUCGGUGCACCAGGGGACAUUCAAUCCGCGCUGAUUCUACCACAGGCCGAGCGUCACCGGUUUACAAUGGCGUUGAACUGGCGCGCCGCCGAGACGACCUUCGCGAACGUAACGCAUCAGCUGUGCUACCGACGGAUCUCAACGGGCGUCGCGGCCAACCCGACUGUGCGCAUUACGGAGCCAGCGGCAAACCCCGGGAGGCCUGGCAUUAGUGGAUUAGUAACCACCGAGAGACAGUUGACUCUGCUCACCGGCAGUACCGCGCAGCCUUCCACGCUGUCCGGUAGAACCCCUACUCCGGUUCCGAUACAGCUACCCACGGCAAGGCCAGGCCCAGGUGAUGGCGAAGAAGAGGGCAGCACCUCACAUCCUUUGACCCUUUCUGUCAGCAACCCUCCUCCUGUUCCAGUGCAGCCAACUAUGCCCAGGCCAGGCCCAGAUGAUGGCGAGGAAGAGGGUGAGGAAAUCAUUCCUACUUUGCCAGUAACCAGAGUUUCUGAGAGUUUGCCCAUUCAAACGCCUGCUGAAGAAGAGGGUCUGGAAACUCUCGUUCCGGUCCGCCCAAGUCCAGGCCCAGGUGAUGGUGAGGAAAAGGGUGAAGAAAUCAUUCCUACUUUGCCAGUUAGCAGACCUGAGAGUUUGCCAAUUCAAACGCCUGCUGAAGAAGAGGGGGAAGGAGAGGAGGAAAGCCCUGCUACAAAGCAGCCAUUGACCCGACCACCACCCACCAGAGGGAAACGCCACUCCGAAGAUGAAGAAGAAGAGGAAGAAGAUGUUCACACUCACAUACCGGAUGCGUCAAUGAACAUCGAAACCGAGCCCGGUCAGCAGUCAACGCAGGAAGUGACUGAUCAUUCACUGGUAUUUCGUACUGUGGCUCCGAGUCACACGCAGCCGGAUCGCCAAACAGCCGACCCGCUGCCCGGAGGUGCCUUUUUGCCCAUUCAGACGACGCAGCCAUCAACUCCAUCACCUUCGCCCAACACCAACGUUGACCGACUCGGUCCUAUGUUCUCGCUUCCCUCUAGCGAUGGGCCAGAGGACGAACAGCAGUGUGUAUUUAUACACCAGCCCACAUUGCUGACGGUCAAUAACGAGAACAUGUUGUUCGGUGCACUUCUACGAGGCCUGGUGGGCUAUUCAACGUACGCAUUUGCCGCCCUAGCCAUAGCCGAACCUUCAUACGGACCGCUGUCUGAAACCUACUACAUUACUACACCACCUUCAAGGCCAUAUCCGCCGGAAGAUCUGACUGUUGUUGAAGUGGGGGCUUUUCACGUAUACCUUCGCUGGCUGCCACCGACUAGGUUUGUCGGCCCUAUCCUAAACUAUACGGUCAGCUUGUCUGGAGUGUUCCGUGUGCUGCCAACGCAGCUAUCUCGUACAGUCCAAGCACCGCCGUUCAACGCAUCCGUACCACCAGCACAGCAACGUGAACCUGUGUACCUGAACUACACCGGUCUGUUCCCGUCUCUGCGGCUGACAAUCACCGUAACACCUAGCACUGCGGCCGGGCCUGGUGAUAGUGCCAAGGUAUCUGCAAAUACACCAGGUGCUGUUUUACCACCCACAAUACCAACCAACGUGAGAUCUUUGGAUCCAGAGCAAUAUCGAAGCUUGAUACCGGAGCGUUUCAGACUGUUUGGCCAGUCUAUGCUGACUUGGCAUGUGGACGAGUUUCAGCAGACUGAUCGCACUGUUCACUUUUAUCAGAUCCUGGUGGUGAAGAAACCAAACAACAUAGCCAUAUUCAGUGAGACCGCAGAGAGUAGUUUCCCUAUCGGCAGUGCAAACAUUCGUAAUUACGAUGAGGUACAGAACUCCCAGCCUGGAGAGUUACUAGCGUACAUUGCUGGUGAGCUGCAGACUGAUGACUUUCUGGGCGGCAUUGCGUAUUUCAGCGGUGGAGUGGCAAAUCGGACAAGCUCCCUAUUUCUAGAAGGCUCAUUCGUGCACAACGGACCUUUGGAAGCUGGGACCACUUACAAUGCAUUUGUACGGGCCUUCGUACGGCGAUCGCAGAGUACUCGCGGCAAACGCCAGCAGCUGUCUCGACUUGAGGACUUCGAUGUCGUCACUGGACCAUUUCUGUUCGAGCAGCAGACUAGCGAAGAGCCAUAUUCCGCUCCAUCCUCAUCGUCCGAGUCGAGCACGGUUGGAGCGAUUAUUGGCGGUGUGUUUGCCAUCCUAGCAAUCAUCAUCGUGGUCAUUGGUGUUAUUUUCUUGAAAAACUUUGAGCGCGGACAAAAGCUGCGUUACCAGAUCAGCAUCAAGCGCCGUGCGUCAUCACAUGACCUUGCCAGUCCUACAAAGGGCAAAGCCCGUACACCUAGCACCCCCGCAGCCUUAGUAAUGGUAAACCCUCUCAAUCAGAAGUUCAUGGAGGACUCCAUGGAUACCUCCACGGUUACCACCAGCCAAUCAUCAGCUAGCCACCAGGAAUCCGAGCUCGAUCGAAUGAAGCGCUUUUCGUCCACGGAUUUCGAAAGUGAAUACAAGAGAAGGAAGCCGAUCGCAGUAGAGCACUUUUCUCGUUACGUGGAAAGACAGCGGAAGAAUGAGUGUUUCCGAUUCGAGCGGGAGUAUGAGAUCCUCACAAAGAGAUCCCCACUGCUGGAUGCUGUCUAUUCGCAACGGCCAGAAGUGGAGGAUAAGAACCGCUACGCCAAUGUGUUCGCUGCUGACGACACUCGCGUAGUCCUGCCCAGGGUUGAUGACAAACCAGGCUCGGACUACAUCAAUGCCAACUACAUUGAUGGAUUUGAAUGCAAGCGCGAGUACAUUGCCACCCAAGGCCCUCAAGGCAACACGUGUGAUGAUUUCUGGUGCAUGGUCUGGAAAGACAACGUGAAAACCAUCACAAUGCUGACCAGGCUAGAGGAGAGGGCAAAGGUGAAGUGCAACCAGUAUUGGCCCAAUACUGGUACGCGUUGCUACGGCGAUAUCUCCGUGACAGCCUCCGGCGUGAAGGAGACGAGUGAUUACACAAUCCGAACAUUCAAGCUUGUGAAGAGUGAUCUACCGGAAUCGGAAUUGGUCGGCACUGAGCGCAUAGUCACCCAGUUCCACUUCACGUCGUGGCCCGACUACGGUGUGCCACUGCUGACGGCGCCACUGCUGUCAUUCCUGCGGCGUGUGCGUCAUCACCAGCCUCACAACUCCUGCCCUGGUUGUCCGAUUGUGAUGCACUGCAGUGCUGGUAUUGGACGAACAGGCACACUGAUUGCCAUAGACUCACAGCUACGACAAGCACAUGCUACGGGUGCACUGGAUCCCUAUACCUAUGUACUGGGAAUGAGAGGACAGAGAUCUACCAUGGUGCAGACCAAGGAGCAAUAUUUCUUCCUGCACUGUGCUAUACAAGAUGCAGUACACUACGGCAGUACUGCGGUUGGCGGCGACGGCAUUGCGAUGGAUAUUGAAGAUUGCCUUACGAUGGAUAGCGGCACAUCGUGCAAUGCAUUUUCCGAGUUCGAGCUACUGCAAUCAUCUGAUUUCAAGCUACCACUGAAGCAGGGUACGUUGAUCAAGGACCGCACAAGAACCAGCAACAUUCCAUACAACCAUAACAGAGUGCGGCUGCAACCAAUACCGGGAGUCGACGGUUCCGACUACAUCAAUGCAUCCUAUAUUGAUUCUUGGAACACCAGACAGGGUUUCAUCACUGCUGAAACACCGACCAAGAAGACCAGUGCUAUUUUCUGGAACAUGAUCUGGCGCGAGCGUGUAUGCAUCAUUGUUGCUAUGGAGACGGGAGACAAGAAGGAUGACUGCGCAGUGUACUGGCCCAAGGUGGUGCAGAAGUCAUUGCUACUGGAGACGUACUCUGUGAACCUGGUGUCCUCUGAAGCUGUCCUGUGUGGCAGUGAUACAUCGAAAACUGCAGCAGUACAACGGCUCACACUCCAGUUGUCUCAUGAGCAGUUUGAAGAAGAACGUAACCUGAUCAUCUAUCACGUGCCACACUGGACAGCUACUGACGUCCAGACCUACCCGAACCCGGCAGAUGUGCUGAUGAUGCUCAGUGCUGUGCAGAGUGAUGUGGCCGAGGCGGAGUCGGCUGCUCCCGUGCUUCUCCACUGUCGGGAUGGUAGCUCAUUGUGUGGAACGCUGGUCAGUGUGGCUGUGUGCCUGGAGCAUUACCGGGAUGUUCAGCAGAUUGACGUUCUCCAAGCUGUCCUCAACCUGAGAGCCCAGCGCAUGGGUACCGUACCAAGCAAGGAGCUCUACAGAUAUAUCUACGAGUGCCUGCGAGUACGGCUUAUGCCUUGAUUCCGCUCCGUUGCCUGCUGAACCUUGCAAGGAUGUGCCAAGUUUCAAAGGAGGAUAAGAAUUUGCAGAUCAGACAAUUCAAGAUAGCUUUGAAGACUCCACUUUGCGGCUUUGCACGCGCAUGAUUACGAGGCAAAUCCACCCCACUCGUUCCGCCUUUUCUGAACUUACUCCCACGCAUAAGAUGCUGCCCGGAAUCUCCCAAUACAUGGACUCGCCAGUUGUUGAAGUUGAACUGUUACUAAUAUGCUGCUGAGAGAAUGCAUCUCUCGUUGCACACAUAAUAACCCCAAACACGUUAAGUUAUUCAAUUGGCUUGCCAGCCACCUCAAACCCCUCAAAGAAUUCCUACAUUUACCAUCGCUUUGCUCAAGGCAUUUUCGACGACCACCAGCCGACCAGCCGACGGCCACCAGCCACAGUGAGUUCCCUUCGGGUACGGACACGAUAAUUUACUUUUUUUACUUUACCAGCCACGUGUUAUGUAUCACCUGUGCCAUUGAGUUGACAGGUCUUCCAGUUUCAGCAAUACAGAAGUGUUCGAUCAA
Sycon ciliatum is the source of this 7598-nucleotide messenger RNA. RefSeq lists its product as uncharacterized. The record is from RefSeq and is a predicted model, not a curated record. Gene Ontology annotation, molecular function: protein tyrosine phosphatase activity; protein binding. The transcript is spliced from 38 exons. Bases 220 to 7050 code for a protein of 2276 amino acids. NCBI's taxonomy places the organism in Eukaryota, Metazoa, Porifera, Calcarea, Leucosolenida, Sycettidae. Gene Ontology annotation, biological process: protein dephosphorylation.